AUGGAUACUGGAACCGGCCAGUUGGCCCCUCAGGUCAUUGGGGAGACUGAAGCCCUGCAGCAGUUCUUCAGUGGUCACGAUAUGAGUGGCAUGUUAGAUAGCUCCGUUGCCGUGGAUACAAGUAUCCUGGAGCAGUACCUGAGUGCUGACAUGGACCCCAGCAACUUCAUGCUCCCUGAGUCUCCUCCUGAUUCCAGCUCAGAAUCCUGUUCACCUGCACAGAUCCCAGAUUUUCACUACGAGUCAUCCUAUUGGUCCAAACCUGCUGUGUCCCCGUCCGGUCAUUUUAAUGAUCCAAGCUCCAUCCCACCUCACGCCGGCCCGCUCACCCAUGACCAGCUUCGAUGUUUGGGUUUCACUAAAACCUACAUCAAGACUGCCGCUCCAUCUGCUCCACCUGCACACAGCCAGAGGUCCCCAGACAGUAAAAAGAGAAGGAGAUCCGAGUCUGAUACUUCAGUCUCUGAUGGUGCUGGGACUCGUGGAUCUGCUCAGGGAUCCUAUCAGAUGCUGUCAUGGGAGCAGUACAUCCCAGAACAGUGGUGCAGUUUGCAUGACAGCAGCUUUCAAACAUUGCCUCCUCCUAUUUACCACGUUGACACAGACAAAGGCUUCAGCUACUCUCCGGCUGACGAGGUCUUCAUUUGCCAGAAGAAGAACCACUUUCAGGUCACAGUUCACAUCGGUGUGGCAGCAGAGCCGCAGUUCGUCACAACGCCCAGCGGGCCACAGCAAAUCCACCACUUCCAGAUCAAAGUGUUUGGGGUGAAGCUGGAAACAAACCACCUGGUGACCAUCGAGCAGUCUCAACCUGACCGCAGUAAAAAACCCUUUCAGCCCAUCAGGCUCAGUCUACCUGCGAGGCAAAUAACCAAAGUGACACUUGGUCGACUGCACUUCAGUGAAACAACAGCCAAUAACAUCAGGAAGAAGGGCAAACCCAACCCGGACCAGAGGUACUUUCAGAUGGUGGUUGGUCUGUAUGCUGUAGUUAGAGAGGAGACCUUCCUGCUCACAGCUCUGGUAUCAGAGCGAAUCAUUGUCAGGGCUUCCAACCCGGGCCAGUUUGAGACCGACAGUGACGCUAUGUGGCAGCGUGGGGCAGUGCAGGACUCUGUGGUGUAUCAGGGCUCGGUGGGCAUCAACACAGACUCCCCAGACGAGGCUUUGGUCGUCUGUGGCAACGCCAAAGUCAUGGGCAACAUCCUGCAGCCGUCAGACUCUCGCGCCAAGCACAACAUCCAGGAGGCGGAUUCUGAGCAGCAACUGAAAAGAAUCAAUCAGAUGAGGAUUGUCGAAUUCAAUUACAGACCAGAGUUUGCCUCCACGGUGGGAAUAGAUGAAGACCACCAAACAGGCGUAAUCGCCCAGGAGGUGAAGGAGCUGCUGCCUCGAGCUGUGAAGCAGGCCGGAGACAUCACCUGCUCCGAUGGAGAGACCAUCAAAAACCUGCUCAUGGUAGACAAGGAGCAGAUCUUCAUGGAGAAUGUUGGAGCAGUGCAGCAGCUUUCUAAGAUCACCGACAACCUGGAGACUCGGAUCAAAGAGCUGGAGGUGUGGAACCAACAACUGGCCAAGCUGAGGACCCUGAGAGGCAGCCUGCGCUCCACGGGGAAGCCUCAGAGACACAGCAUCGUUCCGACGACAUCUAAUCAUGACUCCUGUAAGACUGAGAAAGUCCAGAAGAGUGGUCCCGGGGGUACCGAGGGUUCUGGUGGUCUCAAACACAGACACAAAAUGCAGUACAAAAUUCUCCAGGCCAGCAUCUUCACUCUGCUGGCCACCAUGGCCUUCAGUGUCAUCUCCAUCACCUCACUGUACCUGUUGAAUCUGAAGGAGGAAAGCUCUGUGGGUUUUCCCGGCCACAGUAACGGCAGCAGUGUUCCUCAGCUGUCGACGGUCUGGCCCACCACAGUCUCAGUGACCUCCGCUCCGAGCCUCUGGCCCCCAGAAGUGGAUUUCUGUGACCUGCUGUACUGUGAUACGGUGUACUGCUGCCCGUCACAAGCCAGCAACGAAAUCAGCAUCAGCUCAUCCAAGACAGACAUAACAGUUUGCUCCACAGAUCACGAAAACAUUUAUGAGCAGCUGUUGCGUGCAAAAGACUGGACCAACACGACCAUCCACACCUUCAUGAUCAAAGAGAACGGGCAGGUGAUCGACGGCAAGUACUGCCUGAGAGAUGAAUGUGGGCCUGGUCGGUUCGUCUUCAGAGUUCCCAUCAGCCAGUUUGUGUCUCUCAACAUGAGAGUGACGCUGCUCAUGAACUCCACGGAGCUGCUGGUGGUUCAUCUGUGUUCGUUUGAUGAGACGCUCUCCUGCUCCUCCCUGGUGGACUUUACCUCUGUGACGGACAGCAGGUACCCGUCCAACACCCAGGGGGAACACGCCUGGCCUCUGCACGUAGCCAGUCUGCACCAGAGUUCGUAUCAUUUCCGCUCCGCAGUGGCUGGUCUGGCAGACUGCAGUACCGAGCACCACUACGGGGGGGUGCUCUUCACAGAUUACCACUUCCACUUCUACAGACGCUGCCUUGACUGA
This is a messenger RNA of Salarias fasciatus (jewelled blenny), 2541 nucleotides long. It is a transcript of the gene myrfl, whose product is annotated as myelin regulatory factor like. Gene Ontology annotation, molecular function: sequence-specific DNA binding; DNA-binding transcription factor activity. Gene Ontology annotation, biological process: positive regulation of DNA-templated transcription; protein autoprocessing. NCBI's taxonomy places the organism in Eukaryota, Metazoa, Chordata, Actinopteri, Blenniiformes, Blenniidae. The record is from RefSeq and is a predicted model, not a curated record. Gene Ontology annotation, cellular component: nucleus; endoplasmic reticulum membrane. The transcript is spliced from 23 exons. The coding region runs from base 1 to 2541 and encodes 846 amino acids.